This is a messenger RNA of Schizosaccharomyces octosporus yFS286, 4230 nucleotides long. Its product is annotated as long-chain-fatty-acid-CoA ligase. The transcript has a single exon. Gene Ontology annotation, biological process: long-chain fatty acid metabolic process; long-chain fatty-acyl-CoA metabolic process. The coding region runs from base 438 to 2498 and encodes 686 amino acids. The record is from RefSeq and is a predicted model, not a curated record. Gene Ontology annotation, molecular function: long-chain fatty acid-CoA ligase activity. NCBI's taxonomy places the organism in Eukaryota, Fungi, Ascomycota, Schizosaccharomycetes, Schizosaccharomycetales, Schizosaccharomycetaceae. Gene Ontology annotation, cellular component: endoplasmic reticulum; plasma membrane; lipid droplet.
AUUGCUUGCCGUGAGACGUUUCCUUGUCUCAUGCCAUUUUCUGUGCCCCAGCAUAACGAAACACCUCUUUAUAAGGCCUUGACUUCAUCUUCUACAUUAUUGAUUUUUUUCUAAAGCCAAGGCUCCUACAGAAUUUCAAUUUACUUGAAAUUGUACCUGAAAUUAUCUUAGCGGAUUCUCCUUUGUUGUUUGCUGCGUCUUUCAACUUACGUGUUUACUGAAUCGGAAAAGGAAAGGUAAUUCCAAGGAUUUCCGCUUAAAUUCUUAUUGUUUCUUUUCUUCAGUGUGGAUUCUUUUAGGUUUUAUUAGUUUUCAUUUGUUUUUUUCUCAUUUCCAUUGGCACUGUUGAAGCGUUUUUGUCUACCCUUUACUUUUACUCGCCAUUCUUUUAAUAACCUUCUAUUUCACUUAGCAUUUGCUUUUUACUCGUCAAUAACAUGGAAAUAAAAGAUUACUAUUGCAUAGAAACAGCCGCUCCUAAACAUGCCGGUGAGUCAUCCACUUAUCGAUCAAUUCACUCAGCCAACAAGCUACUUACGACUCCCGAAGAUGGCAUAAAAACUGUCUACGAUUUAUUUCAUAGUGCUGUCAAAUCCCAUGGAAAAAAGGAAGCCAUGGGCACCCGAAAACUCAUCAAAGAACAUGUUGAAGAACGUGAAAUUGUUCGUAAGGUCAGCGGAGUCGAAGUCAAAGAGAAAAAAAAAUGGAGUCUUUAUGAAUUGGGACCCUAUGAAUUUAUUAACUAUUUGGAGGUUUACGAUAUUUCGAUGGCCCUCGGAUCUGGUUUGAAAAACAUCGGCAUUACUACCGAUAGUAGCCUUCUAUUUUUCGCGGCCACUAGUGAAAAAUGGUUGAUGACUGCUCAAGGAUCUCUAAGUCAGUCCAUUCCCAUCGUUACUGCCUAUGAAACUUUAGGUGAGGAUGGUAUCACAACUUCCUUAGAGGAGUGUGCUACUUCAGCAGUCUUCACCGACCCCUCUCUACUUCCCAAAUUAGUAAACCCUCUAAAACAAUGCCCUCUUGUCAAGGUUAUCAUUUGCAGUUCCGAUCCCUCUGAGAAACAAGCUGAACUGAUUCAUGCCGCUAAUCCCAAAGUUCGACUUUUGACUUUCCAUCAACUGCUAAAACUCGGCCAAGACCAACCUCAGCCUGUUGUUCCCCCAAAAGCCGAUGACGUUUGCUGCUAUAUGUAUACAUCUGGCUCUACUGGUAAGCCAAAAGGUGUUAUCCUUCUACACCGGAACAUUAUUGCUGCCUUGGGUGGCAUCAACCGAAUUUUGGCUCAACAUAUCAAUGCAAAAGACUAUGUAUUGGCUUAUCUUCCUUUAGCCCAUAUAUUUGAAUUCAUAUUUGAAAUGUGUUGCUUCUACUGGGGUGCUGUUUUAGGAUAUGCUUCCCCCAGAACGCUUACAGAUGCAAGUGUCACCAAUUGUAGAGGUGAUAUGCCAGAAUUCCGUCCUACUGUCAUUAUUGGUGUACCCGCCGUCUAUGAACUAAUUAAAAAAGGUAUCCUUACAAAGGUUUCUUCUAUGCCCAUCCAUCGUCAAAAAAUCUUCUCUGGUGCCCUUGCUUUAAAGCAAUAUUUACUUAAACAUAAUCUUCCAGGUAUUGCUAGUUUAGAUGCCGUUGUUUUCAAUAAAGUAAAGGCCGCAACUGGCGGACGCCUUCGUUAUUGUAUUGCGGGAGGUGCCGCCCUUGCUGCUACUACGCAGGCCUUCUUAAGUACUACGCUUUGCCCUGUCCUUCCCGGAUAUGGCCUUACAGAAAGUUGUGCUGGAAGUUUUGUCUUAUCACCUGAACAGUGGCAUCUGUACGCAAAUUCGGUAGGAUUUCCAAUCCCUUCUAUCGAAUUUAAACUUGUAGACAUUCCGGAAUUGGAUUACUACUCUAAUGGGAACCCUCCAAGAGGUGAAGUCUGGAUUCGGGGACCUGCUGUCUGUAACGGUUAUCUUAAUCGUCCAGAUGAUAACGCCUCCUCUUUUACUGAAGAUGGAUGGUUCAAAACUGGUGAUGUUGGGGAGUUGGUUAAGGGUAAUACUCUUCGAUUAAUUGAUCGCAAAAAGAAUAUAGUAAAGUCUUUGAACGGUGAAUACAUCGCAUUAGAAAAGAUUGAAACGCAGUAUCUCACAAGUCCGCUUGUGUCUGCAGUAUGCGCAUAUGCUGAUGUGAAUCAUACCAAGCCAGUCGUCAUUGUAUACCCUGAUGAAAAAGCCCUUCGGGCCUACCUACAGAAGCAAAAAGGAAGCUCUUUUAAUGGUGAUCCAGAUGCUACUUUUAGUCAAUUGUGCCAAAAUAAAGAGGUCUAUAACAUAAUAUUGACUAAUCUUAUAUCAAUCGGAAAAGGUCAGAAUUUCGCUUCGAUAGAGCUUCCACAGGCUGUUAUCCUUAGCGACUUUGAAUGGAGCCCUGAGAAUGAUUUCUUAACUGCUUCUCGAAAAGUGAAAAGACAAACCAUUCAACGAUACUAUGAAAAGAAUAUCCAAGAAGCUUACAGUUGAAUUGCAUGCAUAAUUUCUCAUCAUGACCUUAACGUUGAUUUACAAGAUUGCCAACCAGUUGGGCUUUGGAUUAUAUUAAAAUUCCCUGUUUUUCCUUCACUUCAUACUUGUGAUAUUACAUCUCAACCUGGCGAUUGUAUGAAGCCUUAAUGGCUAUAUUCUUAUCUUGUAACGAAUUUUAUAACAGGUUUUUAAUGACAACUAAUACAGUACUCUUAAGAUGUCUUAAUAUAGGUAAAUAAAAAUGCUACGGGUAUUAAUAAGUCAUAGGAAUGGGGAUGAUAAGCAGAACAGUCAGAUUCCAGAAAAUGUUUGGAUAACCAAAGCCUUAAAGUAUUUUGGACACUGGUGGGUUGUAUAAUUUACCUAGAAAAGAAAGUGCGGUCAUUAUGAAAUAGGUAUAAAUACAGUAUACUAUAUAUAUAAAGGAACGGCAAUUUUCCUUUCAAGUAGAUAAGUCGGUGAAGUCGGUUUUAAUAAAAAAUGCCUCUAAGAAAAUAAUGCUAUUUCGUAAGUGAAAGUACAUGCUUACAAGCCUUUUCUAUAUAUAAAUCUAGAGCGCCAAACUUUUGGAAUUAAUAAAAAGGAUGAGAGUGUACCCAAGAUCAUUCCUGUAACAUGGGCAUCGAAAGCUAUGCCCGUCGUUUCGUCAUAAUUUUGAGUUAGAAGAAGGGAUUCAACCAGAAAAUCCAAAGGUAGGAUAGUUGAUGCUUGUGCAGGAAUAAUAAAAAACAACAGAAAUUGAGUCAACGGAUAAGUACAAGCGAACAGUGCCAUAAUACCAUAAACAGAACCUGAAGCUCCGAGUACUCCUUUUCUCCAACUUGAAGACAAUGUAUGUAUGUUUUUUUCAGCCUCAAAUGAUGACAGCGAGAACUUAUUUUUAAUAUAUGCUAGCCAGCUUUGCGUUUCGGAGAAGCUUUCCUUAUUAAAAAGAACAUCCCAAACAUGCAAAGAGCCUUUUGAUGAAGCUACUUCAUCUUUCCUCAAUAAUCUUUCCAAAACAACAAAAUUUCCCAUAAUGCCAGACAAAAAGUACACCGAAAACGAUCGUAAAAUACCAAAUCUGUGAACAAUUAAAGGCAUAAAGGAAUAGAUGGCGAAGCAAUUGACAAGAAGAUGAGUUAAGUUCUGGUGCGAAAAAAGACUAGUUAUUAACGUCCACCACCUUCCAUCGUACAGGUUCUGCAAAGAACAUUGUGUAUUUCUUAACAUCCAAUCGAGUCUUUUGAAGUCGUGCAAGGUCCUUGCGUCAUCUUUUGCGAGAUCCCAUAACCAAAAGACAAGACCAUUUGUUAUGCACACCAGAAUCGCUAUAGUUUUCGCAACCUCUGAACCUGACCGAUGCUCACUAAGAGAGGGGAACAAGAAAUUUGUUUUGCGGUUCGGUAGUCCUUUUAUGUGAGAUGAUGAAGAAAAGUACCGACGUGCUGGCAACUUGCUAAUAGAUGAUGAUAAAUCGGUAAUGAAAAAGCUUGGCCUUUCCCCGAUAUCAACUGGCUGAUGCCAUUUCUGUUUAGAGGGACAUGCUACAUUUCUCGUAGUUAGGGGCUUACAUAAAAGAGAAUACGGACGACCAAAAGCAGAAAAGCUCUGGAAAUUUUGAUUACUGAAAAUGACUUUCAUGGGAAAUACCGAACAGGAGGAAAAUAUACUUUUUCUGGGGCAUUUUCGAAUGGUACUGGCUUUUAAAGAAAGAUUCAUAGCGACAGUGUUUAGAAUAAAAGAAUCG